Kazachstania africana CBS 2517 is the source of this 714-nucleotide messenger RNA. RefSeq names its product Gag1p (gene GAG1). Lineage: Eukaryota; Fungi; Ascomycota; Saccharomycetes; Saccharomycetales; Saccharomycetaceae. The transcript has a single exon. The record is from RefSeq and is a predicted model, not a curated record. The coding region runs from base 1 to 714 and encodes 237 amino acids.
AUGAAUAAUAAAAACACCAGUCUCAAAUCGAUGUUUCAUUACCCAUUCCACAGAUGGAAGGUCUUUCUCAAGAAGAUUGCACAUGAAACUUUGAACUCGUUGGAGGAAAAUGGCAGUAGCUCUAGUGAUGAAAAAAUUGAUUCUCUGUUUGCGGAACAAAAAAGUAUAUGGAAUAAAGCAUCAAGCACUGAGAGAGACAGCAAAGCGUCUAUGUCAUUUUCGAUAAAGAGGUUCAAUACCCGACAAGGAGGAGGUAAUCUUGAAAUGAAAUUAAGUGACGAACCCACGGAGGAAUUUACAACGUCCUCCAAUGUACAAAACGCGGAUGAUACCUCAGAUGAAGAUGAAGAAGCUGCCGAGGAAGAUAGGAACAGUUUUAACAACGUUACGUUUGAUAAUUACGAUUCAGUCAAAGAAUGUGGUAAGCUUCGAAAAUUAGUAGGAGAGCCAUUUCAUCAAGGUGAAAUGAUAUGGAAUCAAAGAAGGACGCUUUGGAGUCAAGACCUAACAAAACUCACUCCUGAGCAGUUGCGUGAACGUAGAGAGAAAUUCAGCUCGGUUCCAAAGGAUUGUUAUACCAGGAUCUAUAAAAAAUUGGUUGUAGACGAUAAACCUUUACGUGAUCCUGUAAAUUUACAAGAUGCAAUCAAAAUUAUCAAUGCAGGUUGGAUCGAAACACAAAAAUGGGAAAAUGCAGCAAAGGGACUAGCAUAA